Messenger RNA from Polypterus senegalus (gray bichir), 1513 nucleotides. Its product is annotated as eukaryotic translation initiation factor 3 subunit E-B. Gene Ontology annotation, cellular component: nucleus; eukaryotic translation initiation factor 3 complex; cytoplasm. Lineage: Eukaryota; Metazoa; Chordata; Cladistia; Polypteriformes; Polypteridae. The coding region runs from base 40 to 1380 and encodes 446 amino acids. Gene Ontology annotation, molecular function: translation initiation factor activity. Gene Ontology annotation, biological process: translational initiation. The transcript is spliced from 13 exons. The record is from RefSeq and is a predicted model, not a curated record.
UAAAGUUUGUUGCCGCGCGAUUCUCCUUCCUUUUCAAAGAUGGCGGAAUACGAUCUGACCACCAGGAUCGCGCAUUUUUUAGAUCGACAUUUAGUUUUCCCUCUUUUGGAAUUUCUGUCCGUCAAAGAGAUAUACAAUGAGAAGGAGCUUUUGCAAGGAAAACUGGAUCUUCUCAGUGACACAAACAUGGUUGACUUUGCUAUGGAUGUGUACAAAAAUUUGUACCCAGACAAGGAAAUUCCCCAAUCUUUGAGGGAUAAGAGAACUACAGUUGUUGCACAAUUAAAGCAAUUACAGUCAGAAACCGAACCCAUUGUGAAGAUGUUUGAAGAUCCAGAAACCACAAGACAAAUGCAGUCAACUAGGGAUGGAAGAAUGCUGUUUGACUAUUUGUCUGAAAAGCAUGGUUUCCGUCAAGAAUAUCUGGAUACGCUGUACAGAUACGCUAAGUUUCAAUAUGAGUGUGGCAAUUAUUCCGGAGCUGCAGAAUACCUUUACUUUUUCAGAGUUUUGGUUCCCUCUACAGACAGAAAUGCAUUGAGUUCUUUGUGGGGUAAACUGGCAUCUGAAAUCCUAAUGCAGAACUGGGAAGCUGCGAUGGAAGACCUUACCAGACUGAAGGAGACUAUUGAUAACAACUCUGUCAGCUCUCCACUCCAGUCUCUCCAGCAAAGAACUUGGCUGAUCCACUGGUCGCUUUUUGUUUUCUUCAACCAUCCUAAAGGCAGAGACAACAUUAUUGAACUAUUUCUUUAUCAGCCACAGUAUCUGAAUGCAAUUCAAACCAUGUGCCCGCACAUCCUAAGGUAUUUAACUACCGCUGUCAUCACAAACAAAGAUGUGAGAAAGCGCAGACAAGUGCUGAAGGAUUUGGUUAAAGUUAUUCAGCAGGAGUCUUAUACCUACAAGGAUCCAAUUACAGAGUUUGUGGAAUGCCUCUAUGUAAACUUUGACUUUGACAGCGCCCAGAAAAAACUACGAGAGUGUGAGUCGGUUCUUGUAAAUGAUUUUUUUCUGGUUGCUUGCUUGGAAGACUUUAUUGAAAAUGCUCGCCUUUUCAUUUUUGAGACAUUUUGCCGUAUUCAUCAAUGUAUCAGCAUCAGGAUGCUUGCAGACAAGCUGAAUAUGACUCCAGAAGAAGCUGAGAGAUGGAUUGUCAAUCUGAUCCGCAAUGCACGGCUUGAUGCGAAAAUCGACUCCAAACUGGGUCAUGUCGUUAUGGGCAAUAAUGCAGUGUCACCGUAUCAGCAGGUGAUUGAAAAGACAAAGAGCCUUUCAUUCCGCAGCCAGAUGCUGGCAAUGAACAUCGAGAAGAAACUGAGCCAUAACAACAGGAACGAGGCACCCAACUGGGCCACUCAGGACUCUGGCUUUUACUAGAAGACCCGAAGAGAACGUAAAUCACGGGCACACACACACGUUUGUCUGUUUGCAGUUCGCUCUGCUCGGACUCAUUUUAAACAUCUUCACUUUGAUGCUUUAAUAUUGACAUUAAAAACGAGAGGAGACACGA